AUGUUGGCAUACACUACAGACAAUGCGGAUAUUGACUACCCACCGGGAACAACUUUUAAGCAAGAGCCAGCACCGUCGAGAACAUGCCCCGGAGAAAUCACAUUAACAGACGAUACAAAACAAACAAUCACUGCGAAGGACGCAACGCUUACGAAGGAUAAGAAGUGCUUGAUUACCGUGAAAAAUCAGGAUUCCGGUUAUAAUGUACUCCUCACUUUCACGGAACUUCAGUUCGGAGAUGGCACGGAAACAUGUGAUACGGAUUACGUGAAGUUUGCGAAAGAUGAAGCAUCCCUGACAAGUGCGGAUAAACAUUGCAAAGUUCCUAGCCCAGCGGAACAAACGAUCGAAGGGGGAAGUGCUUUCAUCGAGUAUUUUGCCAGUACGGCGCAGAAGAAAACGACAGGUUUCGUUGCCACAGUUCAACGCGGUGAGUUUUGA
Molecule: messenger RNA, 441 nt
Organism: Echinostoma caproni
Lineage: Eukaryota; Metazoa; Platyhelminthes; Trematoda; Plagiorchiida; Echinostomatidae
Source: the annotation of a GenBank genome assembly